AACGCAGACCUCUCUUCCAAGUUGGUCGGCGCCUUUGGGUUUGUCCGUCUCUUCGUCCGUCGCUGGACCCCUUCUGACGACCUGCCUUUUCUUGCCUCUUGCCUUACCACCUGCCUGUCGCGUCCUUGCCAUAGCUGCCUUGGAAAUUAGGACCCUUUUUGUUGUUGAUUUUCCUUGGCAGAAGACCUCUCUGUGCCUCGGCGCCGAUGCUUGCCAAGAGGUGACAACUCGCGACGCUCGCAGGAUCCAAUCAGAGACAUCCGCGGCAUCCGCGAGCUCGUUCCUCUUCGUCGCUGGCUUCUAAAUACUGUCCCAAUCCCCCCAUUGAGCAGGUAACUAGAGAUUGCCAAUUCAUCUUAACUUCCCUCCCGAUUAUCUUAUCAAUCCGAUCAACCUCCCUGCCCAGCCAUGGCUGCCGUCACCAUCGACCCGGCUCAUAAGGACCGCAUCAUCUCGCACAUGAACGCGGACCACUCGCGGGAGCUCGAACAUUACCUGCGCGCCUACAAUGGCCUGUCCGCGUCGGCCGCCCGAGGCGCGCAGCUCGCGGACCUCAAGCUCGACGCCAUGAUCAUCACCACGCCGUCCCCCAAGAAGACGCACAGCGUCGCCAUCAACCCUCCCCUGGGUUCCGCCUCUGACGCCCGCAUCCGCCUCGUCGAGAUGGCGUACGCGGCGCUACCUAUCCUCGGCCUCAGCGACGUCCGCAUCUCAGCCUGGACCUGGCCCCGCGGUGCCGGCCUCGUGUCGUUCCCCGGCGUCUUUCUGUACUUCCUCUGCGCGGGAACGCUGCCGCUCGUGCAGCCUGGCACGGCGGCGUGGGAAUUCAUCGACGCCAAGUUCCCGUCGUAUGCGGGCGUAUUCUCAUCCUCUCUCGUGUCCUCGCUCCGCGCCGACGCCGGGAUCGGGAUCGGCGGGGCGCUGACCUACGUCUGGCUUGUGAAGGCCAUCUUCCUACCUGUGUUGCUGAUCCAUAUCGGGGAGGCGUGGUGGGUCGCGCGCUCGCGGCUGCGCCCCCACGGCGUCGACACUGGAUCUGGCCUCUGGUGGCUCUGGGUCGUGAAUACCUUCUUCGAGGGCCUUCCGGCCAUAAAGCGGUUUGACGGCCUGGUCGCGGCCGAGCGACAGAAGAAGGAGGCCACAAAGCAUUGAUGAUUCAUGGCCUGCUCUCAUCCAUCCCCUUCUUUAGCAGUUGGUAGGAAAGGAGGAUAAGUCGGUUAAGUGGCCAUUCGAGGAGUGGUAGGGAAAUGGUUCGGCUUAGUGACGUCGGUAUUGGUGUUUGUUUUGAUGCCGGCGAAUCUGUCUCAAUUACUAUUGUUAUUUUUCUUCGAUGGGUGCGGACGGAGAACGGAGCCUCCGGAUGAGAGGAUUGGAGGUCAGAGGAGGACUGAACGCAUCAAUUGAUAUUGGUAGUUGGUUCCAUUUCAUUCCAAGGCCUUUCGCUCGGGGACUUUGGGGGACAUGUCGACAGCUGGACCCUCCUACUAUGAGGCUAUUUAUCGUUUAAUAUGCUCUCCCGAUAGUCUAUUCUUUGUAGAAUGUGUGCAAUGAGAAGGAUCUCGCCGAUCUCUGCGAGCCCGAAGAGCCCCAUGAAAGUCUUGGACGGUCAACCGCCCUCCUGUGUAUGGGGUUUUAAGUUCAGUUAGGUUUGGUACUAUCACAUCACUCGCUGUACGGUGUGCAACUAAUACGCGGCUCAGAAGUAAAGCCUGCUGUGUGAUAACUCGAGAGCCGGACUCGAGGGAA
Durotheca rogersii is the source of this 1746-nucleotide messenger RNA. RefSeq lists its product as uncharacterized. The record is from RefSeq and is a predicted model, not a curated record. Lineage: Eukaryota; Fungi; Ascomycota; Sordariomycetes; Xylariales; Xylariaceae. The transcript has a single exon. Bases 409 to 1152 code for a protein of 247 amino acids.